AUGGUCGAUCUCACCUUUGACCUCCCCAUUAACCCGGCCGAGCCGAACAGCGCAAAGAUUAGCGUCACCGGCACCAUCGAGCAGGCCGUUGCAAAGAUGGAGGGGGAGUACCCCGGCUGGAACGCGACGUUUACGUCCCAGCCUGGUGCCGCUGGUGGUGGUGGUGGUAGUGUCUCGAGAAUCUUUGAACCGGACCACUACGACUGCAAUGUCCCUGGGGAUGAGGACGCGUUGCAGGAGCAGAUCUUUGAGGGGAUUGAGUACCUCCGGAGGUUGAAUGAUACUGCUAGGAACGGGCCCGGGCCAGAGAAUUGUGGGAGGGUUAGUUGUAGUUGGAAUUCGGCUAUUAUUUGGUGUAAUAAUAAUGACUUUGAGAAGGAGCUUCAGUGGAGGGAUAUUGCUAAUGCGGCGGCGUAUGUUACCGUCAAGUGUGCGCUUGAUGAGACGGUGUAUGUCAAGGGGCAUGGUGAGUAUACUAAGGAGGGGUGGUAUGUGGUGUUGCGGAGGGAUUGGUGCUGA
Messenger RNA from Podospora anserina S mat+, 519 nucleotides. RefSeq lists its product as uncharacterized. The record is from RefSeq and is a predicted model, not a curated record. The transcript is spliced from 2 exons. The coding region runs from base 1 to 519 and encodes 172 amino acids. NCBI's taxonomy places the organism in Eukaryota, Fungi, Ascomycota, Sordariomycetes, Sordariales, Podosporaceae.